AUGCCCACCAUCUACUCCUCCUUGUACCAGAGUUUCAUCCGUCAAGGAUUCGCCAAAUCUUUCACCCACGGCUACGCACAAUCGGUCGUAGCUGCCACCCACCCCCAUGUUCUAAACUCGCAGAACCGGCCGUCCUUUGCCAGGCGGCACAGCAACCGCCUCGGCCGGUUACAGACCCUCCAGCUCCAGAAUGCCUUCCACACGACCGCCUCUGCCGCUGGCGGCGUCGCUGUCGAGCACCGCCAUGGCCACGACAAGUCGCUCAGCCACGGCGGCCUAGAUGCCUACUUUGAGCAUCUGCAGGCCCGCCAGGCCGAGGAGGCCGAGGAGGAGGAAGCCGACAAGGAAUGGGUCCAGUUCCAGUUCCAGCGUCGCAUCGAGUGGAAGCCCAGCCCGGCCUCCAUCCUGCUCGGCCCGGACCACAAGCCCAUCAACACCGACACCCUCGAGAGUGGCGAGCCGGGCGAUGGACAGGUCCCCGACGAGGCCCGCGUGGCACUGGCCCACAUCGAUGCCGCCAUCGAGAAGGAGAUUGAGGUUAGACGCCAGCUUGAUGUGUUGGAGGAGGAGGCACGCUCGACCCGGUCGCCCGCCCCCUCGGCUGUCGAUGAGGCCCUCUCGCGAUCUCUGACCCCGGUGUCGCGGAUGAGAACCCCCGAGAGCAUCGCCCGCACCGCGACGCCUCCCGUCGACCCCCAAUCGCUGACCUACGCCAACCACCUGACCAAGCUCUCCGAGGCUGGCCGAUAUGCCGAGAUCCCUGCGGUCUUCGAGGCCAUGCUGGUCGCCGGCGUGAGCCCCAUCGCCACCGCCUACAACGCUCUCCUGGUCGCCGCCAUUCACCUGCCGUCCGCCAAGAACGAGAUCGUGACCAAGGCCCUGGAUGUCUACGCUGACAUGCGCCACCGGAAGGUGACGCCCGACAGCGACACCUACAACAUCCUGGUUGGCUUGCUCGCGGCUCGUUCCCUCGAGGUGUCUGCUCUGAAAAAGUCCCUCGAGGACAAGCGCGUUCGCUUCGGCGGCAUGGAGGAGCCUGGCAAGUUCAUGUUUGGCUCCCACGAGCUCGAGUACGCCAUCCUGUCCGAGGAUGACCGCCUGGACCUCGCUGUCCAGCUCUUCGCCUCUUCGGUCACCGCAGACAAGGCCGCCUACUCAUCCGAGACCUACCACCAGCUGAUCUCAGCCUGCGCUCAGGCGGGUCGCGUCUCCGACAUGCUGCACCUCUUCGAGCACAUGGAGGUCACCAAGACGACUCCCUUCGCCGCCACCUUCCCGGCCAUGAUCACGGCCUUUGCCAGCUCUGGCGACCUGGUCAGCGCCGUCGAGUGUUACAGCGAGUACCGCAACCUGGCCAUGGCCAACGACAAUGGCGAGGCCACUCUGCUCGACCGCCUCGACGCUCAGGUGUAUGCGGCGGUCAUCAACGCCUACGUCAUCUCGGACAAGCUCGAGGGUGCCAUGAAGUUCUACAAGAAGAUCAUCACCGAGUACGGCGCCCGCGCCGCCGACAUCAAGGGUGCCAUCGUCAGCGGCGGCUUCGUUCAGGGCCUCAUUGAGCGAGGCAUCUUCGAGGAGGCGCUUGCCUGGGCUCAGCACAUCGAGGCUGAGGCUCGCGCCUCGGCCAUGGGCAAAGUUGCCACCCUGGCUGCCGACAACAACAACAAGCAUGCUGCUGUCGCCGCUUUUGCUAACCUGCCCGCUGGCUUCGCUGAUGUUGCCAAGCCCGCCAUGGCCCUGAUGGCGCUCAGCGUCCGCGAGGGUGACAUUGUCGCUGCUUCUAACUACUGGCAAAUUCUAAGCAGCCCCGAGGUCCAGGUUACCCCGUCCUUCAUCGAGCCGACGGCCAUGUAUGCUGUUGCCAUGAUUGGCUCCGGCCAGGUCCUCGAGGGCCUAACGCAGUCCGAGGUCAUGUUCCAGCGCAUCCGUGAGUCUGCUCAGGAUCGUGCUCAGCUCGCAGACGAGAUCGAGGAGGGUGUCGAUUUCAUUGCGCAGUACAUGGCCGCGAGGAACAUUGUCGAUCCUCGCUCAGUGUCUCCUGCUGUAUCUCUGGUGCCCGAGACUUUCACUCCCUCGCAGUACUCAUCUACGCCCACGGUCUCCAGCUACGAGGACACCUUCGACCCCUAUGCGCACAGCACCGACUUCCGGGGCUCGUCCCUGAUUGCCGACGACCUGGAGGGCCCCCACGCUCGCAAGGGACCCAAGCUGAGCGAUGCCAUGGGCCGCUUCCGCAACAUGCGCCGUGCUGGCCGCCACCCUCGGUACAUCACCUACGCCAAGCUCAUCUCGGCCGCCGCCCGCGACGGCAAGAUGGACAUGUGCCACGACAUCCUGGCCAUGGCCCGCACCGAUGUGCCCCUGAUGCCUCAGUACGCGGUUGUUCGCUAUGGCUGGUCCUCGAUCCUCGACGCCAUGGUCGGCGCUUGCCUGACCCUCGGCGACCGCGGCCUGGCUGAGCAGUACCACCAGGAGCUGCUGGCCAUGGGUGCCACGCCCUCGGCCAAUACCUUCGGCCUGUACAUCACCACGCUCAAGGAGUCUACCAAGACGUUCGACGAGGCCACCGAGGCCGUCAAGAUCUUCCACCGCGCCAAGGCUGAGGGCGUCGAGCCCAGCUCUUUCCUCUACAACGCCCUGAUCGGCAAGCUCGGCAAGGCCCGCCGCAUCGAUGACUGCCUCUUCUACUUUGCCGAGAUGCGCGCCCUGGGCAUCAAGCCCACCUCGGUGACCUACGGCACCAUUGUCAACGCCCUGUGCCGCGUCUCGGAUGACAAGUUCGCCGAGGAGCUCUUCGACGAGAUGGAAGCCAUGCCCAACUACAAGGCCCGUCCGGCGCCCUACAACAGCAUGAUGCAAUUCUUCCUGACGACAAAGCGCGACAAGGCCAAGGUGCUGUCGUACUACGAGCGCAUGCUGGCGCGCGGCAUCUCGCCCACGUCGCACACAUACAAGCUGCUCGUCGACACGCACGCCACACUCGAGCCCGUCAACAUGGUGGCCGCCGAGGCUGUGCUCGACCGCAUCCGCGCCUCGGGCCAGCAGCCCGAGCCCGUGCACUACGCCUCGCUGAUCCACGCCCGCGGCUGCAACAUGCACGACAUGGCCGGCGCGCGCCGCGUGUUCGACAGCGUCGUCGCGGACCCGAGCAUCCCGCCCAGCGCGUGCCUGUACCAGGCGCUCUUCGAGGGCAUGGUGGCCAACCACGUCGUGUCCGAGUCGGAGGAGGUGCUGGCGCAGAUGCGCCGCCGCGGCGUCGAGAUGACGCCCUACAUCGCCAACACGCUGAUCCACGGCUGGGCGGCCGAGAGGGAGAUCGGCAAGGCGCGCGAGGUGUACUCGCGCGUCGGGCGGUCGCGGCGCGAGCCGAGCACGUACGAGGCCAUGACGCGGGCGUACCUGGCCGUCGAGGAGCGCGAGGCGGCCAAGGGCGUCGCGUCGGAGAUGCUGGGGCGGGGGUACCCCAGCGCCGUGGUGAACAAGGUGCUUGAGCUGUUGGGCGGUGGUCAGGCGCAGGGCGGUGAGGAGGGUGCUUCUGCUGCCGCCCCUGCUCCCGCUGCUGCUUCCGUCGCUGCUUCUGCUUGA
This is a messenger RNA of Thyridium curvatum, 3585 nucleotides long. RefSeq lists its product as uncharacterized. Lineage: Eukaryota; Fungi; Ascomycota; Sordariomycetes; Thyridiales; Thyridiaceae. Gene Ontology annotation, molecular function: protein binding. The record is from RefSeq and is a predicted model, not a curated record. The transcript has a single exon. The coding region runs from base 1 to 3585 and encodes 1194 amino acids.